Molecule: messenger RNA, 1308 nt
Organism: Zea mays
Lineage: Eukaryota; Viridiplantae; Streptophyta; Magnoliopsida; Poales; Poaceae
Product: protein AIG1
Exons: 6
Coding region: 162-1151 (329 amino acids)
Molecular function (GO): GTP binding
Source: RefSeq, a predicted model, not a curated record
GAUCCGAACUUCUCUCGCCCGCCGGUUCUUCGCGAGCAAGUAAUUAUUAAUCCUCUCUACUUUCCUUCUUCGUUCGUCUAUUCUGCGCAGUCCGUCGUGGAUUUUGGAACUUCCGACAGAAAUUCCGCCGUUCUUAUAAAGCAUCAUCAUCACCACUUGUGAUGGGUGGAAGCCAGUACGAUGAUGAAUGGGUGUUGCCCAGUGCCGAUAUCACUCUUGUUCUUGUUGGGAAACUUGGCUAUGGAAAGAGUGCAACUGGAAAUAGCAUCCUUGGACGGGAAGCAUUUGUAUCAGAAUAUUCACAUUCUGGUGUUACUAAUACUUGUCAGCUGGGAAGCACUACCCUGAUGGACGGCCGGACCAUCAAUGUUAUUGAUACACCAGGGUUAUUUGAUAUGAGCAUUGCAUCAGACGAUGCUGGUAAAGAGAUUGUUAAAUGUAUGAACAUGGCUAAAGAUGGGAUACAUGCAGUUCUAAUGGUUUUUAGUGGCACAUCUCGGUUUUCUCGAGAGGAUGCAAGUACAAUUGAGACUAUUAAGGUCUUUUUUGGAGAAAAGAUUGUUGACCACAUGGUUUUAGUUUUUACUUAUGGUGAUCUAGUUGGUGAAUCUAAGUUGAAGAACAUGCUCAAUGAUGCGCCAGAGUAUUUGCAGAAUGUUGUUGAGCUAUGCCAAAACAGAGUUGUCGUCUUCGAUAACAGGACCAAGGACCGAAGGCUCCAAGCGCAGCAACUUGACAAAUUGCUCUAUGUAGUGGACUCGGUUUGUGCAAACAAUGGAGGAAAACCAUUUACAGAUCAAAUGUUCACUCGCAUCAAGGAGGUGCAUGAUAGGGAAAAAGAGGUGCAUACCUUGGGAUAUUCAGAUGAGCAGAUAUCUGAGUUGAAGGAGGAGAUUCAUAGAACUAGGGAUGAACAGCUUGCACAGAUAACCAGCAUGGUCGAGGAAAAGCUAAACCGCACUGUGGAGAAGCUGCAACAGCAGCUCAUGGAGGAACAGAACGCAAGGCUGGAGGCCGAGAAGGUGGCGCAUGAAGCUAUGCGGAAAUCAGAAGCGCAGAUCCAGGAGCUGAAGGAGAGACUCGAGAAGGCUCGACUGGAAAACGAGGAGUUCCGGAGGAUGGCGCAGAGCAGUAAAUGUGCUAUCCUAUAGUACUUGCUAGAAAAACUCUGUGCGGCUAUCGUGCUGACGCGUCUCUUUUUUUUUUGUCUGUAGCACCUUUUUUAACCGUUUAUUUAUUACGCGACAACUGUUAUGAAGACACUGCUUUGCUUCCGUAUAUUAUCUUCUUUUUUGCGCAAUUAUUCCA